AUGAAAAAGGAAGAGAAAAUUUGUAUGGGCUGCAAAGACCCAAUCUCCAGAUUUAUUCAACUUGAAAAAGAUCCAAAUAAUUGUUGCCAACAGUGUAGGCGCUUCAAAUCAGCACUAGAAGAAAGUACAGAACUUAUAGAAAAAAAGCUUAAAAGACCUCUUGCUUACAAACCAUACCCAACUAAAAAACCGCAAGAAGAUGGAGUUCGAUUGGGAAAAAAUAAUGUAAUGCCUGCAUGUGGGUAUAUCAUAAUGGUUACAGAGCGAGUGUGCAAUUUUAUUACCAAAAAGAAGAAUAAAAUGAUUCGAAGUGAAAUCGACUAUUUCUCAAGAGUCAGAAGUUGCGUUAGAUCAUUUGAUGCUAUGGAAAGAUAUAAAAUAUGCAUGGAGCUAAAAGAAAUUGAAACUCUAGAUUUAAAUGGAGAAGCUGCUAUGGAUAAGCUGUCAAUAUGUGAUAUUCCUGAUACAGUUAAAGAUUUGAUAAAUCAAUACACCAUGUAUGUGAGGAUAAACUUUAAAAAAUGGUGUAAAAAGGAAGAUAUAAAAAUUUACUUAGAAUAA
Blepharisma stoltei is the source of this 561-nucleotide messenger RNA. NCBI's taxonomy places the organism in Eukaryota, Ciliophora, Heterotrichea, Heterotrichida, Blepharismidae. The record is from the annotation of a GenBank genome assembly.